CGAAGCGGCAGGGGGCGCAAAGCCGAAGAACAGGAAGCGGAAACUUCGUCGCAGGUUUUGUUCUGUGCACAACGGUGCGUCAAAUCCAUCCAAACACGGCGGUAGAAAGUUCCGAUAAACUGUGGAACUCAAGCAUUGUUAACACAUCCGACAAUGGCCCUUGAAUCGCGUAUUACACAGGAAGAAAUCAAGAAGGAAACCGAGAAGCCAAUCGACAGAGAAAAGACUUGUCCCCUUCUCCUGCGAGUUUUUACCACCAACAACGGCCGACACCACCGCCAAGAUGAAUUUGCCCGUGGCAAUGUUCCUUCCAGUGAACUGCAGAUAUACACAUGGAUGGACGCUACUCUGCGUGAGCUGACCAGCCUCGUGAAGGAGGUGUACCCGGAGGCCAGGAAAAAAGGAACCCAUUUCAGUUUUGCCAUCGUCUUCCCUGACCUCCGAGGGAAGGUGUAUCGCUUUAAAGACAUUGGCAACACUGUGUCUGGCAAGAAGUGCGCUGACGACUCCAUGACACUGCAGUCUCAGCGCUUCCAGAUUGGAGAUUAUCUAGACAUAGCCAUCACGCCUCCCAACAGAGCUCAACCCCUUGGACCGCGCAUGCGGCCCUUUUGAGCGAAUACAUUCUUGACAAACCCACUCCCAUUGUUCCCCUUUUUUUAAUCAUCUUAAGACAUUUUUGGUCACAUCUUGUAUAGUAUGGUGUUCGAUAAACGUUUUCCCUACCAUUUUGAA
Messenger RNA from Hippocampus comes (tiger tail seahorse), 735 nucleotides. It is a transcript of the gene sap18, whose product is annotated as Sin3A-associated protein. The record is from RefSeq and is a predicted model, not a curated record. NCBI's taxonomy places the organism in Eukaryota, Metazoa, Chordata, Actinopteri, Syngnathiformes, Syngnathidae. Bases 154 to 615 code for a protein of 153 amino acids. Gene Ontology annotation, biological process: negative regulation of DNA-templated transcription. Gene Ontology annotation, cellular component: nucleus. The transcript is spliced from 4 exons. Gene Ontology annotation, molecular function: transcription factor binding; transcription corepressor activity.